GAACUGAGCCAUGUGCAAAUCCCUGUUAUGUUGAUGCCAGAUGACUUCAAAGCCUACUCAAAGAUAAAGGUGGACAAUCACCUUUUUAACAAAGAAAACAUGCCGAGCCAUUUCAAGUUUAAGGAAUACUGUCCAAUGGUUUUCCGUAAUCUGCGGGAGAGGUUUGGAAUCGAUGAUCAAGAUUUCCAGAAUUCCUUGACCAGGAGUGCACCCCUUCCCAGUGACUCCCAGGCUCGCAGUGGCGCCCGUUUCCACACUUCCUACGACAAAAGAUAUGUCAUCAAGACCAUUACAAGUGAAGAUGUGGCUGAAAUGCACAACAUUCUGAAGAAAUAUCACCAGUAUAUAGUGGAAUGUCAUGGGAUCACUCUUCUUCCCCAGUUCCUGGGCAUGUACCGGCUAAAUGUUGAUGGAGUUGAGAUAUAUGUGAUUGUUACAAGAAAUGUGUUCAGCCACCGUUUAUCUGUAUAUAGGAAAUAUGAUUUGAAGGGCUCAACAGUGGCUAGAGAAGCUAGUGACAAAGAAAAGGCCAAAGAACUUCCAACUUUAAAGGACAAUGAUUUCAUUAAUGAGGGCCAAAAGAUUUAUAUUGAUGAUAACAACAAAAAAGUGUUCCUGGAAAAACUGAAAAAGGAUGUUGAGUUUCUUGCCCAGUUAAAGCUCAUGGACUACAGCCUACUCGUGGGAAUUCACGACGUGGAGAGAGCAGAACAGGAGGAAGUCGAGUGUGAGGAGAACGAUGGGGAGGAGGAGGCGGAAAGUGAUGGGGCCCACCCUGUCGGAACCCCGCCUGACAGUCCAGGAAAUACUCUCAACAGCUCACCACCCUUGGCUCCCGGGGAAUUUGAUCCAAACAUUGAUGUUUAUGGAAUAAAAUGCCAUGAAAACUCUCCUAGGAAAGAGGUGUACUUCAUGGCAAUUAUUGACAUCCUUACUCAUUAUGAUGCAAAAAAGAAAGCUGCCCACGCUGCAAAAACCGUUAAGCAUGGCGCUGGUGCCGAGAUCUCAACAGUGAACCCAGAACAGUAUUCAAAGCGCUUUUUGGACUUUAUCGGCCACAUCUUGACGUAACCUCCCAGGCUGCCUUGGACGGACAUGCACUGUGGGAAGGACAGAGGUGGCUUCAGUGUAGGACAAGUGAAAACCAAACUCAGCGAAGCACUCAUCUUGCAGGAAGCAAACCUCUCUGUUUACAUCUUCAGGCCAAGAUGACUGAUUUGGGGGCUACUUGCUUUAACAGCUACCUGAUAUUUCCCAGCA
Elephantulus edwardii (Cape elephant shrew) is the source of this 1260-nucleotide messenger RNA. It is a transcript of the gene PIP4K2A, whose product is annotated as phosphatidylinositol-5-phosphate 4-kinase, type II, alpha. Lineage: Eukaryota; Metazoa; Chordata; Mammalia; Macroscelidea; Macroscelididae. Gene Ontology annotation, molecular function: phosphatidylinositol kinase activity. The record is from RefSeq and is a predicted model, not a curated record. The coding region runs from base 28 to 1071 and encodes 347 amino acids. The transcript is spliced from 9 exons. Gene Ontology annotation, biological process: phosphatidylinositol metabolic process.